AUGCCCUCUGUAGCUGCCAGUGGAGCAGUCAAGUACAUCUGUAAGGUCAAACUAGAUUGCACAACCAGACUUCACUCUAACUCUUGGUUAACAACCACAAAAUACUCUAUUGGUGACAUGUACAGGCAACUGAGUGAGCAACACGCUAAGACCAAUUGGUUUCAUUUUGUUUGGAACAGGUUCACCAUUAUUCCAAAACAUAGGGUCAUCCUUUGGCUGGCUCUACAGGACAGGUUAAAAACCAAAGCCAGGCUCUUCCCUUAUGGGGUUACUGAUAAUGAUCUUUGUGCUCUUUGUGGAUUACAUACAGAGAAUAGCUCUCAUCUAUUUUUCUCUUGCCAUUACAACACUGAAUGUUGUAGGAAAGUUCUUCACUGGUUGGGAUUCAGCACUCACAGGACAAGCUUGUUCAUGAUCCUUAAGUGGGCUCAUAGGUAUUGUGUGGGUGGUUUUAGGAGGAAAGUCUGCUAUGCUGAUGUUGCAGGAGUGGUCUAUCAGAUUUGCAAGGCAAGGAAUUCAGCUAUUUGGGAUGCCAUGGUCCCCUCUCUGGAUAGUAGUGUAAGCUGUAUUCAAUUUGCUGUUAGGCAUAGAAUAAAGAGUAUCCUAGGUAAGAAAGUGAGUGCUAGAGAUAGGGAUUAG
Spinacia oleracea (spinach) is the source of this 639-nucleotide messenger RNA. RefSeq lists its product as uncharacterized. The coding region runs from base 1 to 639 and encodes 212 amino acids. The transcript has a single exon. The record is from RefSeq and is a predicted model, not a curated record. Lineage: Eukaryota; Viridiplantae; Streptophyta; Magnoliopsida; Caryophyllales; Amaranthaceae.